This is a messenger RNA of Aspergillus nidulans FGSC A4, 951 nucleotides long. RefSeq lists its product as uncharacterized. The record is from RefSeq and is a predicted model, not a curated record. Bases 171 to 707 code for a protein of 178 amino acids. The transcript has a single exon. Lineage: Eukaryota; Fungi; Ascomycota; Eurotiomycetes; Eurotiales; Aspergillaceae.
UGAAAUCGUCUGGAAGCUGCGAGAACCGUAAUGCGAAACGAGGCUGUUUCCUAUCACGGGGUAUCUCGCAGGUGCCUGGUACUGUUUGCCCUCGUCAACCAGGGCGCCGCACUCGUCUUUUAAAUAUACAUCUCACUGCCGGUGCUCCGUGGAAUCGAUACACUGUCACCAUGCCUCAUUUCCACCACAAGCGACGUCAUUCCUGGCCAUACAGCGGUUCGACCAAGGACCUGAACGAGCGCAACCUGCCCGUGAUCACGGUCACGGGACCUGCCGAUGAAUUCGAAGGCCAGUUUCUGACCCCAGUCGAAUCGAACGAAUGGUUCGAGGACGACGCCGCAUCUGCUGGGAUCGUUCGCACCCAGCCGACGCAUUCACACCGACUAUGGCAUCACACCAAAGACAAGCCGGAGACCAACCGAACCACCACCGGUACGGUAUCGCUGCGUAAGAUGAUGCAGCCACCACUUGAUAGAGCCCGCUCGCUUUUCGUUUUGCCCUCAACGUCUGCGAAGGAAACGGUAUCGCUCCCAGACUGGGUCCAGAAACUCUCUGCCCAUCCCAUAAACACCAAGGAGAGGGGAAGACCCCGAGAUGACACUCGAGACCGCCUGAUGAUUGAGAAGAAUCAUAGACGCUGCCACUCGGAGCGGCCGCGUUCCUGGAAGCGACCAAGCGAGGAUUUGUGGACAUUGCUGGAGGAAUAAUUCGGGUCAUCCUGUUGCCUGCAUUUUCAUGGUGUUGCAUCAUUGGUAUUUUUGUAUCGUUCUUUGAUUAUGUUUCCAUAGAGCAUAAUCCUGGCGUACGGACUGGAAACUGCAUGUGUUGUUCAGAUGUAUUGCUCAUCUGUUGUCCAUUUUUUUGCUUGUUUGCAUUAUUAUCGAAAGAUUGCAUGGUUGGGCUAAAGGACGUUGUCAGUAUGUUUCAAUGAAAAUGCCUUCUCCUGCCACC